Molecule: messenger RNA, 1657 nt
Organism: Impatiens glandulifera
Lineage: Eukaryota; Viridiplantae; Streptophyta; Magnoliopsida; Ericales; Balsaminaceae
Product: kinetochore protein NUF2 homolog
Exons: 11
Coding region: 76-1398 (440 amino acids)
Biological process (GO): meiotic chromosome segregation; attachment of mitotic spindle microtubules to kinetochore; mitotic spindle organization
Cellular component (GO): kinetochore; Ndc80 complex
Molecular function (GO): protein-containing complex binding
Source: RefSeq, a predicted model, not a curated record
CAAUCUUCAUCUCGUCUUCACUCACUCUCCUCGGUCGCCGUUGUCGUCGGCGGCGUUCUGAUAUCUCACCGGAGAAUGUCAACAUACGACUUCCCGCGGUUUCCUAUAACAGAUAUGAUCGUAUACCUUGCCGAAAGUGAGAUCGCCGAGCUAUCAGAAUCCGAUAUCCGCAAUCCGAACGCCGAUCUGAUAACGAAUCUCUUCACGAAUAUCCUAAUCCAUCUCAACGUUAUCCAGGAUGAUCAUACCCUAGCUGAUUUCACCGCACUGCAGCGGCUGGAGAAUCCAGACGUCCACAUUGAAUCUAUUCGCAUCAUGAACCUUUAUCGGAAGAUGAAGGUCUUUCUAGAUGCAUUGGAAUGUCCAAAGAAAUUAAACCUAAAAGAUCUUUUAAAACCAGAAGCAGAUAGGACGGAAAUCUUCCUCAGUGCAUUGCUUAAUUUCUGCGUCUACAGGCGUGAAAAAUUGAAUCAUGUCAGUUCAAUUGUUGAAGAAUUAGCGUGUCUUGAUGAAAAACGACAAGAGUUUGAGCAGAAAAUAGAAGAGUUAAAGGCAGAAAUCGCCAAGCACGAUGAAUCAAGAGAAAAGGAGAUGCCAUUUAUUCAUGAUAUUGAUGCGAAAGUUCAAGAAUUGAAACAGGCAAUUCUGGGACUGAACAGUCAACAAUCAUCUUUGAAAUCUUCAAUGAAAAAGAUGAAGGAAAAAGUUGAAGAAAUGAACAAAAAGCUUUCCAGUGCAGAGUUUGCUUUGGUGCAAAGUGUCCAAGAAAAUGCGAAUUUACGUUCAAAGAUUGUUCAAUCUCCAGAUAAGCUACAGAGAACAUUAGAAGAGAAGAAAGCAAUCCUACUUGAGGCAAAGAAUGCUAAAAGAGAAGCUAUGUUGGCUUUUCAGGAGAAGAAUGCCAACAUUGAAGUCUAUACAAAGGCUUGCAAGAAGAUAUCUAAGCAUGUUGCUCAGGCACAGGCGAUUCAAGAACAGAUGAAUUCAGCUAAAGCUAUUGAGAAAGAUUUGAAGGGACUAAGAGUUAAACAGAAUGAAGAUGAAAUGAUUGACAAAUCCCUUGAAGCCAAUAUCGUUGAACGACAAGGCAAAGAAGAACAGUUGAAGGAACAAAUGAAACAAUUAGAGAAAGAAAGGGAUCUCAGAUGUGGAGAAGCUACUAAAGAAUUGAAUAACGUGAAGAUGGAAGUGGAAGUAAGGAAACGUGAUCUUGAAUCAAGACAAUCAAAAGUGGAAGCCUUGGUUGCAGAGGUGGAUUCAAUCACUGCAAGUUGCAACUCUGUAAAAGAAUCUGGAGAGGCCAAAAGGAAAGAAAUAUUUCUCAAAUGCCAAGAGAUAAUGAAGGAGUUCUACGAGUAUUCGAACUCAAUAGAUGCCUUCCUACCAACAUCUAAUUAGAACACGGACUUGAUCUUCUUCGGGGUAAGUAGUAUACCAUUAUGGUUUCUUACUCAUUUGGUAAUUUAGUUGGCAAAUGUUAUCUUGUUUGCCUAUACAAUGGUUUGUAUAUUCUUUUGACUAUGUUAACUACCUCAUUCUUCUAUUUAAUGUGUACGUCAGUUUGGAAAGCUAAUUUUAGGUGCAAAAAUUGAAUCAGAUUUUCUUAAUGGAUUAGUAUCAAAGUUAGUUGGUUAAAAAUAGUCAAGUAAAUAAUAAU